Messenger RNA from Protomyces lactucae-debilis, 1359 nucleotides. RefSeq names its product kinase-like domain-containing protein. Gene Ontology annotation, cellular component: cytoplasm; autophagosome. Gene Ontology annotation, biological process: autophagosome organization; peptidyl-serine phosphorylation; protein autophosphorylation. The annotation marks the transcript as partial. The transcript is spliced from 2 exons. NCBI's taxonomy places the organism in Eukaryota, Fungi, Ascomycota, Taphrinomycetes, Taphrinales, Protomycetaceae. The record is from RefSeq and is a predicted model, not a curated record. Gene Ontology annotation, molecular function: protein serine/threonine kinase activity; ATP binding.
GACAAGAAGAAGUAUACCAUUCUAACGACGCUGAAUGCCGGUUCCUACGGCGUCGUUUAUGCAGCGCGCAACACUCGAACCUUGCAAAAGGUAGCCAUCAAGCAGAUCUCAAAGCAAUCAGCCGGUGUUGAACAAGGCGCAGAGCUAGACAUCCUCACUGCCCUGCGAAAAGCCGAGUCUCGCAACUUGACACGAUUAUUGGAUUCCUUCUCUGAUCAGGAGUUCCACUAUAUUGUGCUGGAAUUUUGCACGUUGGGUGAUCUCUAUGAGGUGAUUGCAGCAGAUCGCGUCCCGCAAGAUACGGAAACGCUGCGAGAUUUGGUGUUGCAGUUGAUCAGUGCCGUGGAGGCCUGUCACGCAGUCGGUGUCUUUCACAGAGACAUCAAACCCGAAAACAUCUUUUUGACGAUUGAGUCUGGCAAAGUCACCAAGAAUGGCGAUGGUGAUGUGGUGGUGAAGCUUGGUGAUUUUGGACUUGCUACACAAUCCACCCUCUCUACUGAGAUUGGUACAGGGAGUGAUCGGUACAUGGCCCCUGAGCAAUUCAAGUCAGAUGGAACGGGCGCUUAUUCGCCGGCUGCAUGCGACAUCUGGUCUCUUGGUAUCGUCAUCCUCAAUACCCUCUUCUCUCGCAAUCCUUGGAAGAUGCCAACAACGGAUGACGCCAUUUUUGCUGAUUUCGUGCGAGAUAGGGAGACGCUGUUUGAUCACUUCUCGGAUAUGACGCGCGAUACUUUUGAUGUUGUCAUGCAUGCGCUGCAUCUUGACCCAGCCAAUCGCUCGCUUACCAAGAUGAAGGAUGCUGUGUUGCAGGUGUCUGACUGGUCGCAUGCAGAUGAAAUCUUGAGUGGCAACAUUUCUCGUCGUGCUAGUACCAACCUGGCAGACUACGAGCAUGAAGGUCCCACGGCCGGUCGUGCACCACUCAGGACACCUUCUGUUGCUGCUACAACGCUGCUUGCACCUAAUGGCAUCAAGUCUUUCCCGUGGUCAACCGCCUUGGCAGGCAUGCCUGUUCCCAAGGAAGAUUGUCGCAAUGGUCUUGGCUUUGCUCAACCUGCAAGCCACAAACCAUCCUCUAGCCUCUCUGGUAGUUCCUGGCGACACUUUUCACCAAAGACGCAACAUGGGCACAUGUCAUCCAUUGAUUCAGGGCUCGGUACAAGUCUUGCCACAUAUGGUGCGCAUGCACGGGAUGCAUUGACGCCACAAGGGCGAACGAGUCGUCCUGCGAUGCUGGCAUCGUCUGCUCCAACUGCGCGUGUUCGAUUCCCCUCACCUGGACAAAACAAGGAACACCUCAAGUUUGGCACGUCCUGGGCUGAUUUGGUGGAUGAGGAUGAGUUUAGUGAUGAGGAU